AUGUCAACAGCCCAAGGCCCAUGCCAACACCCCAAGGCCCAUGUCAACAUCCCCAACACCCCAAGGCCCAUGUCAACGCCCCAAGGCCCAUGUCAACACCCCCAACACCCCAAGGCCCAUGUCAACGCCCCAAGGCCCAUGUCAACACCCCCAACACCCCAAGGCCCAUGUCAACGCCCCAAGGCCCAUGUCAACGCCCCAAGGCCCAAGUCAACGCCCCAAGGCCCAAGUCAACACCCCAAGGCCCAUGUCAACGCCCCAAGGCCCAUGUCAACGCCCAAAGGCCCAUGUCAACGCCCCAAGGCCCAAGUCAACACCCCAAGGCCUAUGUCAACGCCCCAAGGCCUAUGUCAAUGGUGA
Haliotis rufescens (red abalone) is the source of this 360-nucleotide messenger RNA. RefSeq names its product anti-sigma-I factor RsgI2-like. The coding region runs from base 1 to 360 and encodes 119 amino acids. The transcript has a single exon. The record is from RefSeq and is a predicted model, not a curated record. Lineage: Eukaryota; Metazoa; Mollusca; Gastropoda; Lepetellida; Haliotidae.